CACUGACGUCCGACGAAGCUCCCAGCAACAAACCCAUCCCCCUCGCCCCUCCACGCGCCCGUCACCAUGCUGCGGCAACCAAUUCUCCGGUCGCUGAAGAGAGCCGCCCCGAGGGCGAGCCUCAAUGGCUGCCGGGCCUUCUCUGCCUCAAGCUCGAGGCCUGCAGAGGUGGAGCUCACCAUCGAUGGCAAAAAGGUGUCAAUUGAAGCCGGCUCCGCCCUCAUCCAAGCCUGCGAGAAAGCCGGCUCCACCGUCCCCCGCUACUGCUACCACGAGAAACUCAUGAUUGCUGGUAACUGCCGCAUGUGUCUGGUGGAAGUGGAAAAGGUGCCCAAGCCGGUCGCCUCAUGUGCGUGGCCGGUACAGCCGGGAAUGGUCGUCAAGACCAAUUCGGCGCUUGUGCACAAGGCGCGUGAGGGCGUCAUGGAGUUCUUGCUGGCGAAUCAUCCGCUUGAUUGCCCAAUUUGCGAUCAGGGUGGUGAGUGCGAUUUGCAGGAUCAGUCGAUGAGGUAUGGAUCGGAUAGGGGACGAUUCCAUGAGAUUGGCGGGAAGAGGGCGGUGGAGGAUAAGAACAUUGGGCCGUUGAUCAAGACCUCGAUGAACAGGUGUAUUCAUUGCACGCGUUGCGUCCGUUUCGCCAAUGAUGUUGCGGGCGCGCCCGAGCUCGGCUCAACCGGCCGUGGCAACGACCUUCAGAUCGGAACUUACCUGGAGACCAUACUAAACACCGAGAUGUCCGGAAACGUCAUCGAUCUAUGCCCCGUUGGUGCUUUGACUGCGAAGCCGUGGGCAUUCAAAUACCGUCCCUGGGAACUCGCACAUACCGAAACCAUCGACGUCCUCGAUGCCCUUGGUUCCAACAUCCGGGUCGACAGCCGCGGAAUCCAGGUCAUGCGUAUCCUUCCCCGCUUGAACGACGAUAUCAACGAGGAGUGGAUCAACGACAAGUCGCGAUUCGCCUGUGACGCGCUCAGCACGCAACGUCUCGUGAACCCGCUCAUCCGUGUCGACAACGAGUUCCAACCGGCCUCCUGGGAGCAAGCACUCGUGGAGAUUGGCGAGGCGUACAAGAGAAUAGCGCCCAAGGGCAACGAGUUCAAAGCUAUUGCUGGUCAUCUUGUCGAUACGGAGACUAUGGUGGCUAUGAAGGAUCUUGCUAACAGGCUUGGCUCUGAUAACUUGGCUCUGGAUCAGCCCGGUGGCAGCGAACCCAUUGCCCACGGCAUCGACGUCCGCUCCAACUACGCUUUCAACUCCCGCAUCUUUGGUGUAGAGGAGGCUGAUGUCAUCCUCCUCCUAGGAACCAACCCCAGACACGAGGCCUCCGUUCUCAAUACCCGCAUCCGGAAGCAGUGGUUGAGGUCUGAUCUGGAGAUUGGCCUGGUUGGCGAGGACUUCGAGAGCAUAUUCGAGUAUGAGAACCUGGGUUCAAAUGCCAACGACCUGAAGGCAGCACUCUCCGGACCCUUCGGCAAGAAGCUUCAGUCUGCGAAGAAGCCUAUGAUUAUCGUUGGUAGCGCGGUCGCAGAACACCCCGACGCCAAGUCCUUCUUCGAGCAAGUUGGUGCUUUCGUCGAAAAGAACAAGGCCAACUUCCAGACACAAGAAUGGAACGGCUACAACGUUCUCCAGAGGGCCGCUUCCCGUGCAGCUGCCUAUGAGGUUGGCUUCACAGUGCCCUCGCCCGAGGUUGCACAGACGAAGCCCAAAUUCAUCUGGUUGCUCGGUGCCGACGAGGUCAACGAGGCUGAGUUGCCCAAGGACGCCUUCAUCGUCUACCAGGGACACCACGGUGACAAGGGGGCACAGCUUGCCGACGUCGUCCUUCCUGGCGUCGCGUACACGGAGAAGUCCGCCACAUACGUCAACACCGAAGGGCGCGUACAGAUGGCUCGUGCCGCCGUUGGCCUUCCGGGCGCUUCCAGGGAAGACUGGAAGAUCAUCCGCGCUGCAUCAGAAUACCUCGGCGCUGAGCUGCCAUAUGACGACGUUGAGGCGCUCCGGGACCGCAUGGAGGAGAUCUCGCCUGCUCUCAGGCGGUACGAUGUAGUGGAGGAGGUGGCACUGCCUGGCUUGAGCAAGGUGCAGCUGGUGGAUCAAAACAAGGGCUCCAAGCCGACGGGAGCGCCGCUCAAGAAGCCGAUUGAGAACUUUUACUUCACAGACUCGAUUUCAAGGAAUUCUCCGACAAUGGCGCGCUGCUCAGCAGCCAUCGCGGCGAAGAACCCCGAAACGAACUUCAUGGCGCCUGGAGAGCCGAACCCGCAGGUGGCGUAUGGACCUGAUCAGUCGGCGGGGGCUUUGGCGGCCAAUGUGUAAAAGAAGAAUUCUGAACUUGGGGGGUGUGGGGGGGUUAGUGGAUUUGUAUAUAGGGUCGCAUGGUCUCCUGCUUUUUUGUGUGUGUCUCUUUUGUGCGAGGGGACAGCGAUCUGACUGGCAUCAAGAUGGUAGAUGUGUAUAACAAUACCAGAAAGGUCAUAUUUUCAGGUUUUAUUCCUCUUAUGCUGGCUGGGAUUGGACUAUCUGGGAGAACUGCUAACUGCCUGCCUGCAGGAAGGGAGAUUGCGAGCGGAUAUUCGAGUCGGAUGGAAGAGGAAGGAGAGAGUGUUAUCGUGGCGCUGCGACGGAACUGGGAGAGAUGUCUGUCAGAAGGAAGCCACAACAUGCCGCUUCCAACAUCGGGUCAGAGCAGCACUGCCACUACUUACUCUUCGCGAGGCAUCAGGCUGGAGGCAGUGUGAUGGUCGUACGCUCGAUUGUGGCGUAUAUUGGUGGGAUACGGACCUAUUGCAAC
Westerdykella ornata is the source of this 2794-nucleotide messenger RNA. Its product is annotated as NADH-quinone oxidoreductase. Gene Ontology annotation, molecular function: iron-sulfur cluster binding; NADH dehydrogenase (ubiquinone) activity. Lineage: Eukaryota; Fungi; Ascomycota; Dothideomycetes; Pleosporales; Sporormiaceae. Gene Ontology annotation, cellular component: membrane. Gene Ontology annotation, biological process: ATP synthesis coupled electron transport. The transcript is spliced from 5 exons. Bases 67 to 2319 code for a protein of 750 amino acids. The record is from RefSeq and is a predicted model, not a curated record.